AUGAUCUGCGGCUGGAGGAAGAAAUCCCGGCCGGAGCAGCCCCCGCAGGACGGCGGCGGCGGCACCAGGCGCCCGGACAGAGCCUUAAAGAAAAUGGGCCUGACAGAUGAUGAGGACAUCAAGGUGAUGCUGAAGGGCUCCUUUCUCUGGAAGAUCAAGUCACGCAGACGGAAGAAGGAGCGGUUCUACCGCUUGCAGGAGGACGGCUUGACCAUCUUGUCUGAGCGCUGCUUUAAACGGGCUCGCUCCAAGCAGAUCUUCUCCAUCACGCACAUGGAAGCCGUGCGGGAGGGCUGCCAGUCCGAGGGCCUCCGCAAGCACGGCCGCUCCUUCCCGGAGACGCAGUGCCUCACCAUCGUCUUCAAGGGCCGGCGGAAGAACCUGGACCUGGCUGCCCAGAGUGAGGAGGAGGCGAAGAGGUGGGCCCGGGGGCUGAAAAAGCUGAUGGCCAAGGUGGAAGCCAUGAGCCAGCGAGAGAAGCUUGAUCACUGGAUCCAUGACAUCCUGCACCGAGCCGACAAGAACAAGGACAACAAGAUGUCCUUCAAGGAGAUCAAGGACAUGCUGAAGAUGAUCAAUAUUGACAUGAACGACAUCUACGCCUACCAGCUCUUCCAGGAGUGCGACAAGUCCAGCAACGACCGGCUGGAGGAGCACGAGAUCGAGGAGUUCUGCACCCUGCUGAUGAAGCGGCCCGAGCUGGAGGAGCUGUUCCACCGCUACUCGGGGCAGGACCUCGUGCUGUCGGCCAAGGAGCUGGGGGCCUUCCUGCAGGACCAGGGCGAGGCGGCCGACCUGGUGCACGCCCACCGGAUCAUCCAGACCUAUGAGCUCAGCGAGAAAGCCAAGCAGCACGACCGCAUGAUGCUGGAUGGGUUCAUGAUGUACCUGCUGUCUGCGGCUGGUGACAUCCUGAACCAGGAGCACACCAACGUCUACCAGGACAUGAGCCAGCCCCUCUGCCAUUACUUCAUCUCCACCUCCCACAACACCUACCUGACCGACAAUCAGAUCGGGGGGGCCAGCAGCACAGAAGCCUACAUCAGGGCGUUCAUGGAGGGCUGCCGCUGCGUGGAGCUGGACUGCUGGGAGGGCUCCAACGGGGAGCCCAUCAUCUACCAUGGCCACACCCUGACCUCCAAGAUCCUCUUCAGGGACGUCAUCGAGAUCAUCCGGGACUACGCCUUCAAGCACUCCUCGUACCCUGUGAUCCUGUCCCUGGAGAAUCACUGCGGGCCGGAGCAGCAGGUGACCAUGGUUCGGCACAUGAAGGCCAUCUUGGGGGACAUGCUGCUGACCCAGACGCUGGAUGGGCAGGUCCCCAAGGAGCUCCCGUCACCAGAGCAACUGAAAGGGAAGAUCCUGGUGAAAGGGAAGAAGCUGCCAGACCUGGUGUGUGACCCCGAAAACAUGAGCUUCCUCUCCGACAACCCCGAGGAGGAGGAGGAGGAGGAGGAGGAGGAAGAGGAGAGGGUGCUGCGGAGAGAGCACAGGAGGUCGUCCCAUUCGCUGCAGGAGAUCAGGCCUCCCCGGCAGGCGAAGGACGCUGCGCAGCUCUCCCAGGAGCUCUCCGACCUGGUGGUGUACUGCCAGGCCGUCCCCUUCCAGAGCCUGGAGCAGGCCCUCAGGAGCCAGCAGCCCGGUCAGAUGUCCUCCUUCAGCGAGAGGAAGGCCAGGAAGCUCAUCAAGGAGUCAGGGAACAGCCUGGUCCGGUACAAUGCCCGGCACCUGAGCCGCAUCUACCCCUUGGGGCUGAAGAUGAACUCUUCAAACUACAACCCCCAGGAGAUGUGGAACGCCGGCUGCCAGCUAGUGGCUCUCAACUUCCAGACCCCCGGCUGGGAGAUGGAUCUGAACCAUGGGCGGUUCCUGGUGAAUGGGCGCUGUGGCUACGUGCUGAAGCCCAACUUCCUGCGGAACCGCCAGGCCUCCUUCGACCCCGAGAGUGGGCAAGGGCCCGGCCCCAGAGCCACCCUGCUGCUGGUCAAGGUGAUCACGGCCCAGCAGCUCCCCAAGUUGAACAACAAGAAGAACUCCAUCGUGGACCCCUUCGUGCGCGUGGAGAUCCACGGCGUGCGAGCCGACUGCAGCAGUAAACAGACCGAGUACAAGCUCAACAACGGCUUCAAUCCACGCUGGGAGGAGACUCUGAGCUUCCAGCUGCGGGUGCCGGAGCUGGCCCUGGUGCGCUUCGUGGUGGAAGAUUACGACACCACCUCCUGCAACGACUUCGUGGGGCAGUUCACCCUGCCCUUCACCAGCCUGAGGGAAGGGUAUCGUCACAUCCACCUGCUCUCCAGGGACGGGGCAUCCCUGGCGCCAGCCACUCUCUUCGUGCACAUUAAAUCCAAGAAGAUGUGA
Messenger RNA from Emys orbicularis (European pond turtle), 2361 nucleotides. It is a transcript of the gene PLCD3, whose product is annotated as phospholipase C delta 3. Gene Ontology annotation, biological process: phosphatidylinositol-mediated signaling; release of sequestered calcium ion into cytosol; lipid metabolic process. Lineage: Eukaryota; Metazoa; Chordata; Testudines; Emydidae. The transcript is spliced from 16 exons. Gene Ontology annotation, molecular function: phosphatidylinositol-4,5-bisphosphate phospholipase C activity; calcium ion binding. The record is from RefSeq and is a predicted model, not a curated record. Bases 1 to 2361 code for a protein of 786 amino acids.